This is a messenger RNA of Aegilops tauschii subsp. strangulata, 1112 nucleotides long. Its product is annotated as ethylene-responsive transcription factor ERF091. The record is from RefSeq and is a predicted model, not a curated record. Gene Ontology annotation, molecular function: DNA binding; DNA-binding transcription factor activity. Gene Ontology annotation, biological process: regulation of DNA-templated transcription; ethylene-activated signaling pathway. NCBI's taxonomy places the organism in Eukaryota, Viridiplantae, Streptophyta, Magnoliopsida, Poales, Poaceae.
UAUAAACCCUGCGCAGCGUUAUCACAGGGAGAAUUAAUUCAGAGAUUGUUAGUAUUCGGCAACGGAGUGCUAGCCAUGGCGAUCGGAGCGCCGCGCGACACAAGUAACAUCCUGGAGGACGUGUGGGCGACCAUCAUGACCGAGACGCCGUCGGGGUGCACGCCGAUGCCCGCGUCGUCGACAUCUUUCGUGGAUCAGGCCGGAGCCGAGAUCCUGCAGCGGCUGCCGAGCCUGGGGAGGUGGAUCUCCAUGGGCGCCGACGAGUGGGACGAGCUGCUCAGCGUGGCGGACGCGGCCACACCGCCAGUUGCUGAGCAGCCGCCGCUCGCGGCGGCGUCGCCUCGAGGAGGAGAAGGGCAGCAGAGCGCUGCCGCUGGAAGCAAGGCCGCGUUGCCCAAGAGCUACAGAGGCGUGCGGCGGCGGCCGUGGGGAAAAUUCGCGGCGGAGAUCCGGGACACGCGGCGGCGGGGCGCGCGGGUGUGGCUGGGCACGUUCGCCACGGCGGACGAGGCCGCGCUCGCCUACGACGUGGCGGCGCUGCGCAUGCGCGGCCCGCGCGCGCACCUCAACUUCCCGAUCGAGAAGGUGCAGCGCCGGCUCGACCUGGAGCGCGACAACGGUCAGUUCCUGGACGCCGCCGACCAUCCCACGGGCCGCGCGCGCCGAAAGAGGAGGAGGAGAAGCAGUGCCACCGCCACCGAUCAUGCAAGAACCGUCGACGCCGAUGUCACUGCGGCGUAUGGAGGCUCCGAUCAGAUGGUGUCUUUCACCAACUCAGGGAGAGGUCACGGGACACCAGCGGUGCAAGAUCGGCGUGUGAUGAGCGCUGACGUUGGAGGAGCUGUGGAUCGAGUGAUCGAGUUGGAGGAGAUUGGUGGCGAGUAUUGGGACUACUUGUUCCCGCCUGUGCUAUGAUGGUGGUGAUGAUCAACUAGUUAGAUAGUUAGGUGUGGUUAUAUUGGAGUAUGUUAAUUUGUGUAUGGAUGAUAGGAGAAAGCAAAGCUAGCUGCAACGAUCUCCUGCUGAUCUAAUUUCAGUUCUAGUAAUUUGUAUGCACAAAGAUAUGAUUGAUUGUGAAGUAAGCACAUGUAUGUGCAAUUGAUUAGGUGUUA